Messenger RNA from Salvia hispanica, 1804 nucleotides. RefSeq names its product membrane metalloprotease ARASP, chloroplastic-like. The record is from RefSeq and is a predicted model, not a curated record. Gene Ontology annotation, molecular function: metalloendopeptidase activity; protein binding. Gene Ontology annotation, biological process: proteolysis. NCBI's taxonomy places the organism in Eukaryota, Viridiplantae, Streptophyta, Magnoliopsida, Lamiales, Lamiaceae. Gene Ontology annotation, cellular component: membrane.
CAAUUCACCUCCACAAAAUCCCAAGUUCAGUUUAUCCAUUCAAAACUUCUUGCUCUCUCAGCUCACUCACCGCUACAAAAAUCAACGCCACCACAUUUAAAAUCUACUUAAUCUUCUUCCCUAUAAUCUUGUCUACAAUCAUUCCCAUAACCUCACAAUGAUUGCAAAUCUCUCUUUAUCCCCUCGCCAAUUCGCCAGAUUCAGCACCUCACGAAUACCCAUUUCCGAUUUUCCCCCCAAAUCCAAAACCCCUAAUUUAUUCAAACCUCUAUCUUCUUCGCCAUGCUCAAUAAUUCACAGAGAUAGUCCGAUUCUAUUCCGGAGCAGAGGAUUACGAGAUGCUGCAAGGAAAAAGUUUCGAACUUGCGCGAUUGGCGGGCUUGAUUUUGGUGCGUUCGAGAGCGCUCAAUCAGUUCUUGAAGCAGCUGCCGUGUUGACUGCAAUCAUCGUGGUUCACGAAAGCGGCCAUUUCUUCGCAGCUUAUCUUCAGGGGAUUCACGUGAGUAAAUUUGCAGUUGGUUUUGGUCCGAUUUUAGCUAAAUUCAAUUCGAAAAAUGUUGAGUAUUCAUUUAGGGCUAUACCUCUCGGUGGAUUUGUUGCGUUUCCUGAUAAUGAUCCCGAUAGCGAUAUCCCUGCCGAUGAUGUCAAUUUGCUGAAAAAUAGGCCGAUUUUCGAUAGGGUUGUUGUGAUUUCUGCUGGUGUGAUUGCCAACAUUGUGUUUGCUUAUGUUAUCAUCUUUGCACAAGUACUGUUUGUUGGAUUGCCUGUGCAAGAAUCGUUCCCUGGUGUGCUUGUGCCAGAGGUGAGGCCGUUUUCGGCCGCCUCAAGAGACGGUUUGUUGCCCGGUGAUGUGAUUUUAGGCCUAGAUGAUGUUGAGCUUUCGAGAACCGGUCCUAAUUUGGUUUCUGAGGUAGUUGAUGUGAUUAGGAAUAGCCCGAAUAGGAAGGUAGUGUUUAAAGUCGGAAGGGGGAGUGAGAAUGUGAAGAUCAAUAUCACCCCGGAUAAGAAUGUGGAUGGCACCGGGAGGAUCGGAGUUCAGUUGUCGCCUAAUGUGAAGCUCACGAAGAUUAAACCGAGGGAUCUGUUUGAGGUGUUCCGUUUCUCUGGCCGUGAGUUUUGGGGUUUGUCUUCUAAUGUUCUGGACAGUUUGAAGCAGACAUUCAUGAAUUUCUCCCAGUCCGCUAGUAAGGUUUCUGGUCCCGUUGCCAUCAUAGCCGUUGGUGCAGAAGUUGCAAAGUCAAACACUGAUGGCCUUUACCAAUUCGCGGCUAUUUUGAAUCUGAAUCUCGCUGUGAUAAACAUUCUGCCUCUGCCUGCCUUGGAUGGUGGAUCGUUGGCGUUCCUCCUGAUAGAGGCGGCUAGAGGCGGGAGGAAGCUCCCGUUUGAGUUGGAGCAGCGGAUCAUGUCAUCUGGGAUCAUGCUGGUUAUAGUCCUCGGGGUUUUCCUUCUUGUGCGUGACACGUUAAACCUGGACAUCAUCAAAGAUUUGUUAUGAUUCUUGGCCAGGUAAAUGCUUCGUUUCUUGAGAUGUUCGUAUGAGGAGAGGCCAAUGAUGCAUACGCUGGUCGCUUGUUACUGUUGCUCCGCGUAAAUACAUACGAUAAAUCCCCUCUUCAUCUGGAUCUUGAGGUCUAGUGAACAUUAUUGAUUGUCUAGUGCUCAACACAUUAAUCUAAAUACUUAGAUUAUAUACUCCAUCUGUUUUAAUUCGAGAAUCGUUUUAUAGUUACCAGUUGGACUCGAUAUGAUGAUCUUUGUAUAGUUUUUCGAGAUCAUGUGUAUCAUUUUUCUGUGUUGCUGCCUA